UUUCAAAGGGCGUGAACACGAAGUUCUUUGAUGGAUUCAAGAUAUUACCUUGGUGCAACUGACUAUGCAGUCCUCGUCUUCACGCUCUUGAUCUCUGCAGCUAUAGGUAUAAUAUUUCGUUUUUCUGGCGGGAGGCAGAAAACAACGACAGAAUACUUACUGGCUGAUAGAGACAUGUCUCAAAUACCCGUCACCCUCUCAAUAUCAGUGACAAUAACCUCUGCCGUGAUGAUGCUCGGUACACCUGCUGAAACCUAUAGGUAUGGGUUACAACACGUGGUGACCCCUUUCGGUAUUGUGAUUGGAAUGCUUCUGGCUUCCUAUGUAUUCAUACCAGUAUAUUUUCAAUGCAGAGUUUCAACAGUGUAUGAGUUUUUAGAUAUGAGGUAUGGAAAAUACACUAGAUUAAUUGUAUCAGCGUUGUUUGUGGUACAAACCAUUCUGUAUAUGUCAGCUGUGCUGUAUGGACCAGCACUUGCUCUUAGCGCAGUCACGGAUCUAACUUUAACAACUUCCAUAUUAGUUAUUGGAGGAGUUUGCACAUUUUAUUGUGUUCUGGGAGGCUUAAAAGCUGUUAUAUGGACCGAUGCUUUUCAAGCAGUCUUGAUGUUUACUUGCAUGAUUGUCUUCUACACAGUAAGCAUAAGCGAUGCGGGAGGGAUUUCCAAAAUUUACGAACGAGCAUAUGAAGGAAACAGAUUGGAGUUACUUAAGUGAGAGAAGAUUUACUUAUUGAACUAAAAAUUGUAGGAUUUAUUAGAU
Messenger RNA from Parasteatoda tepidariorum (common house spider), 762 nucleotides. Its product is annotated as putative sodium-dependent multivitamin transporter. The record is from RefSeq and is a predicted model, not a curated record. Gene Ontology annotation, biological process: sodium ion transport; transmembrane transport. NCBI's taxonomy places the organism in Eukaryota, Metazoa, Arthropoda, Arachnida, Araneae, Theridiidae. Gene Ontology annotation, cellular component: membrane. Gene Ontology annotation, molecular function: symporter activity.